This is a messenger RNA of Centruroides sculpturatus (bark scorpion), 2178 nucleotides long. RefSeq lists its product as uncharacterized. The transcript has a single exon. Bases 1 to 2178 code for a protein of 725 amino acids. Lineage: Eukaryota; Metazoa; Arthropoda; Arachnida; Scorpiones; Buthidae. The record is from RefSeq and is a predicted model, not a curated record.
AUGAUGUGCUUAAACAGAGCCAUUCGUUGCACCAGGAAACAACUUUAUUCUAAGUUAACAAAAGUGGUGGAAAUAGAAAAUUCUUUGUUCCAGUCGGGUCCCGGGAUCCUAUCGGGAGAGAAUGCCAAGAUAGUCAACAUCCAGGAUAGGCUUAGAAUCAAUCUAAAGAGGCAUUAUCAGAAGAAGUUUCAAUGGAUUCUACAAUUCCAAGUUCCCAAGAAGUGCAAGCAUCCCUCAUUCCCGUUUAUAGUGUGGGAUAACAUAGACCUACCGAGUUUUGUGGUGGAGGUUCUCAAAUUUGGACCAGCCUUUGCACUACCGCCAAAAAAGGCGGACGCAAGAAGCCUUAUUCCGGAUCUGGAAAUUCUACUACGAGGGCUAUCGGACAGACAAAAAGAAUAUUAUCGAUGGAUGGCCACGUUAAAAAUCAAGAAUUCCAAGGAAACAUCUGAGAUAACGGAUCUAAGAGACAAGCUACGACGUACGGUGCGUUGGAUGAAACUUAACAACAUCACUCUUGUCAGGGCCGACAAAAAUAAAUCCAUGGUUCUCAUGAAGCGUGACACCUAUGAAAGAGGCCUACAGGAAUACUUAACACUUACCCAUUGCGAUAAGGCUGACGAGGGUUUUAUCGAUAAGCUGCAUUCAAGAGUGAAACGGUUCGCCGGUUCCGGUCUCGCUAAACGCUUGGCACUUGGUAACUUAGUGGUUGACUCCCCUGACGUCCCUAAAUUAUUUGCUUUCGCAAAAACGCAUAAACCGGGCCAACAACUCCGCCCAGUCGUGGACAAAGCAAGAGCGCCUACACAGAAGUUGGAGAAAGCUGUACAUACUAUUCUCGCCCCACAAUUGGAAGGCUACCAGUACAGUAUCGCUAGCCCGGUGGAGCUCCUAACACAAUUGAAAGAGAUCACAUCAUACCAGUACGUAACAGUUUUGGACUUUAGGUCCCUAUACCCAUCCAUUGAGCUCCCUCCCGCUUUCUGUGCGCUAAGGGACAUUUUGUUUAGUAUAGUCGGGGAUAACGCGUUACACAACCAAGUACUUGAAAUGGCACAUUUAAUAUGUUAUAAUUCUGUGUUCCAAUUCAAUGGUGAGGUCUACACACAAGGCAGAGGGGUCCCCAUGGGAAGCCCGGUUUCAGGGGACCUAUGUGAGAUGGUGGUCCGGCAGUUGGAGAAAAAAAUCCUCCCACAAUUCCUCCCUAACAUCGAACUUUAUAGGAGAUAUAUUGACGACAUUAUUAUUAUCUGGAAAAAUGUGCCGGAUAUAACAGCAUUGGUAGACGCUUUUAAUAAUAACCCGUACGGGUUGAUGCUAGAAUUAGAACAAUCUGACACCACUGAAGUACAUUUCCUAGACAUAAAUAUUAGGUUAGAGAAAGAGGGCAUCAGCACUGCGGUGUAUCGUAAACCAGGAUCUAUGUCCUCGUACAUCCCGAUAGGAUCAUGUGAUCCGGUACCCUACAAGAUGGCGGCAUAUAAAGCCUUAAUCAGAAGAGCCUUCACACAUUCUUCUAACGUGCAGGCUCGUGAUAAAGAGCUAACGUAUAUAAUGCGAGUAGCCGCGGAACAUGGGUAUCGCACAGCCAUACGUAAGAUGAUAAAAAGUUAUAGCCGGAUGUAUGCGGAUAAAGAACGGCUGGUAGACUGGCGCGUUGAUAGAAAGGAGGUUCCGGAAGACAUGGAACGUAUACCCGUCACCUUUAACCCAUAUGUAAGAUCUAUAUAUGACAAGAUCGCCAAGAAGCGCCAAAUCAGUAUUGCUUACAGGAGGUGCCCUACUAUUUUUAACAUCCUAAGGAAUGGGAAGGACCCUCCUAACCCCAGCAGAAGACCGGGGGUCUAUAGUGUCCCUUUGAGAGAUAACAGAUUCGACAGGGACUUAAUAUAUAUAGGCUCUACUAAAAGAUCCAUAGGUGUCAGAAUACAGGAGCAUAAGGCAGACAUUCGUCACGGGAGAACCAGCACGGCCCUCGCUACAUACGCAACAGACCCGGGCAUAGUUGCUGACUUUAAUAGGACCAAUCUCCUCCUCGGUGCGCCUCCCAAUGAACAUCUCAAGUGGUUAGAGGCGAUGCACAUCUUUAAAUCCUCUAUCGAAACCACGUGCAUAAAUUUUAAAGAGGAGAUGAUCUUGUCGAUGGCCUGGCAAGAGUUGAUACAUAACACGCUUUAA